AUCGAAGAAGCAAUAAAGUCGGCUGCCGUGACUUCUUUAUAAACAUACCGUCAAUAUGGCGACGAAGAUGCGAAGCAUGUUCACAUCUGUCAGUGACAAAGUAUUUCCUGGGUCUGGAAAUCUUAUAGAUAACAGCAGGGAAUCGUUUAUCGGAGGGGGCAAUUUGUUGCUAUCAAACCUUGGUCUGCAAAUGGCACUUUACUUCAACUGCCAUUUCUCUCCAAUAUGGUUUUUGAUUUGCAUUAUCAUGCUGUCUUUAAAGUACAGUCAACUUGGACCAUACUAUAAAUUUGUUUUGAUUGUUGUUUACGUGGUGAUGGCCAGUUUGGAGUUGAUCAGGUUAUAUUUAGGCUACUCAGGAAAUUUGCAAGAAAAGGUUCCAGAAUUAGCUGGCUUCUGGUUGGUUACUUUCAUUCUACAAUUACCACUGACUUGUUUCUUGUUGUUUAACGAAAAUGCUUUAAUCCUACCGAUGGAACGUGCGGUCAACAUCAUCAUGUUGUUAUUUAUGCUCUUUGAAGUUGUGCAAGGCUACAGAGCUAUCAAAAGGAUGACGGAUGCUCAAGUUGAAAAGUUUCAUCUUACACAUUUUAAUACAAACAAUAUCGAAAUGGAUGAUAUCGGUAAUAUACAAACAUUUGAGACUGAUAACAUUAAGAAAUACAUAUAGUCUUAUUGACAGACGCUCAAGUUGAAAAGUUUCAUCUUACACAUUUUAAUACGAACAAUAUCGAAAUGGAUGAUAUCGGUAAUAUAAAAACAUUUGAGACUGAUAACAUUAAGAAAUACAUAUAGUCUUAUUGAUAGAUGCUCCAGUUAAAAAGUUUCAUCUUACAAUUAAAAUUCAAAAAAUAUCGAAAUGGAUGAUAUCGGUAAUGUGAAAACAUUUGAAAAUGAUAACGUUAAGAAACACAGCUGAUCCUACUGGUACAGCUACUAAAAAUGGAGUGAAAACAAAGCAUUCUUAAAAAGUUUAGAGAAUGAAUCCUGAUGCGUAGCAUUUUUGCAGACAUUUCCUCAAUGCCAGUUUAUAGUUUUUACAGAGUUUUAGAUGUUGUUUGAUUUACAAGCCAACUGUGUGGUGUUGGUUGUAAUUCACAUAUCUAGACAAACGUUGGAAAAACUGUACUGUUUAGUAAUGUGCGGUAAAAACAAAAUAGUAUUAAAAAACGCACGUCUACAUGUUUAUUGCACUAACGAUAAUUUUACGCGAAAAGGUUUAGGUUAGCUUUAUUUUCAUAGUAUUUGUGUAAUUUUUGUUACGAUAACGUAUAAUUUUUCAGAGCCUA
Molecule: messenger RNA, 1289 nt
Organism: Hydractinia symbiolongicarpus
Lineage: Eukaryota; Metazoa; Cnidaria; Hydrozoa; Anthoathecata; Hydractiniidae
Product: transmembrane protein 17B-like
Exons: 4
Coding region: 56-670 (204 amino acids)
Biological process (GO): non-motile cilium assembly
Cellular component (GO): ciliary transition zone
Source: RefSeq, a predicted model, not a curated record